Messenger RNA from Symphalangus syndactylus (siamang), 2445 nucleotides. RefSeq names its product thyroid hormone receptor interactor 13 (gene TRIP13). Gene Ontology annotation, biological process: meiotic recombination checkpoint signaling; reciprocal meiotic recombination. Gene Ontology annotation, cellular component: chromosome; nucleus. Gene Ontology annotation, molecular function: ATP hydrolysis activity; ATP binding. Lineage: Eukaryota; Metazoa; Chordata; Mammalia; Primates; Hylobatidae. The record is from RefSeq and is a predicted model, not a curated record.
GCGCCGGAAACGGGGCGGAGCGGGGCCGCGGCAGGAAGUGGCCCUGCCGGUCCCGAGCGCUUCCGGGUCAGGAGGUGGUGCGCCUCGCGCGGCAGAUUCGAAGCUAGGGCGGGGCCCGCGGGCUGAGGCGGCGAUUGUGGCGGCGACGCUGGGCGUGAGGUGGCGGCGGCCGCGCUCCGGUCGGGUCCCCACUGCUUUCGGGGGCGCCAUGGACGAGGCCGUGGGCGACCUGAAGCAGGCGCUUCCCUGUGUGGCCGAGUCGCCAACGGUCCACGUGGAGGUGCAUCAGCGCGGCGGCAGUACUGCAAAAAAAGAAGACAUAAACCUGAGUGUUAGAAAGCUACUCAACAGGCAUAAUAUUGUGUUUGGUGAUUACACAUGGACUGAGUUUGAUGAACCUUUUUUGACCAGAAAUGUGCAGUCUGUGUCUAUUGUUGACACAGAAUUAAAGGUUAAAGACUCACAGCCCAUCGAUUUGAGUGCAUGCACUGUUGCACUUCACAUCUUCCAGCUGAAUGAAGAUGGCCCCAGCAGUGAAAAUCUGGAGGAAGAGACAGAAAACAUAAUUGCAGCAAGUCACUGGGUUCUACCUGCAGCUGAAUUCCAUGGGCUUUGGGACAGCUUGGUGUACGAUGUGGAAGUCAAAUCCCACCUCCUCGAUUAUGUGAUGACAACUUUACUGUUUUCAGACAAGAACGUCAACAGCAACCUCAUCACCUGGAACCAGGUGGUGCUGCUCCACGGUCCUCCUGGCACUGGAAAAACAUCCCUGUGUAAAGCGUUAGCCCAGAAAUUGACAAUUAGACUUUCAAGCAGGUACCAAUAUGGCCAAUUAAUUGAAAUAAACAGCCACAGCCUCUUUUCUAAGUGGUUUUCGGAAAGUGGCAAGCUGGUAACCAAGAUGUUUCAGAAGAUUCAGGAUUUGAUUGAUGAUAAAGAUGCUCUGGUGUUCGUGCUGAUUGAUGAGGUGGAGAGUCUCACAGCCGCCCGAAACGCCUGCAGGGCGGGCACCGAGCCAUCAGAUGCCAUCCGCGUGGUCAAUGCUGUCUUGACCCAAAUUGAUCGGAUUAAAAGGCAUUCCAACGUCGUGAUUCUGACCACUUCCAACAUCACCGAGAAGAUCGACGUGGCCUUCGUGGACAGGGCUGACAUCAAGCAGUACAUUGGGCCGCCCUCUGCAGCAGCCAUCUUCAAAAUCUACCUCUCUUGUUUGGAAGAACUGAUGAAGUGUCAGAUCAUAUACCCUCGCCAGCAGCUGCUGACCCUCCGAGAGCUAGAGAUGAUCGGCUUCAUUGAAAACAACGUGUCAAAAUUGAGCCUUCUUUUGAAUGAAAUUUCAAGGAAGAGCGAAGGCCUCAGCGGCCGGGUCCUGAGAAAACUCCCCUUUCUGGCUCAUGCACUGUAUGUCCAGGCCCCCACCGUCACCAUAGAGGGGUUCCUCCAGGCCCUAUCUCUGGCAGUGGACAAGCAGUUUGAAGAGAGAGAGAAGCUUGCGGCUUACAUCUGAUCCUGGGCUUCCCCAUCUGGUGCUUUUCCCAUGGAGAACACACAACCAGUAAGUGAGGUGGCCCCACACAGCCGUCUCCCAGGGAAUCCCUUCUGCAAACAUUACUUAGACUGCAAGCUAGAAAGCCACCAAGGCCAGGCUUUGUUAAAAGAAGUGUGUUCUAUUUAUGUUGCUUUAAAAUGCAUACUGAGAGACAAACAUCUUGUCAUUUUCACUGUUUGUAAAAGAUAAUUCAGAUUGUUUGUCUCCUUGUGAAGAACCAUCGAAAUGUGUUUGUUCCCAGCCCACCCCCAGUGGAUGGGAUGCAUAAUGCCAACAAGUUUUGUUUAACGCAAAAAAGGAAGAUUAAUGCAGGUGUUAUAGAAGCCAGAAGAGAAACUGUGUCACCCUGAAGAAGCAUAUAAUCAUAGCAUUAAAAAAUGCACACAUUACUCCAGGUGGAAGGUGGCAAUUGCUUUCUGAUAUCAGCUCGUUUGAUUUAGUGCAAAAAUGUUUUCAAGACUAUUUAAUGGAUAAAAAAAGCCUAUUUGUACAUCAUACCAACUGAGAAAAAAAAUGGUCGGUAAAGUGUUCUUUCAUAAUAAAUAAUCAGACAUAGUCCCAUUUGCAGGAAAAGUGCAGACUCUUGAGUGUUCCAGGGAAACACAUGCUGGACAUCCCUUUUAACCCAGUGUGGGCGCCCCUGCAUUGCUGGGAUGUUUCUGCCCAUGGUUUUGUUUGUGCAAUAAUGUCAUCACAUCUCUAAUGAGGAUUCACAUUAAUAGAACAUAAAAUAAAUAGGUCAGUUACUGGUCUCUUUCUCCGAAUAUUAUGUUUUGCUUUUAUCUCACAGUAAAAUAAAUAUAAUUAAUGCUUUGCAUGUGAAAUUCACUUUUGAAAGAACAUGUUACCUUACCUUUUGUUUUAGAACUUUUUAAGUAUUAAAAUAUUUUUUAGAA